AUGAAUCUAGAUCUCAUCCAUUUUUUAAUUGAGAACCAUGUUGAAUUGUGCAAAGUUCCUGUAUCCGGUAACAUAAGAGAUAUAUUCUCAUUGUAUUUGAUGAGCAGAGAUAGAGUAGUAGAUAUGGACUCUGAUGCACUCGUCCAAGUUAUGACAUAUAACGAUUUCAUUAAUGAGUUGAAAGAUGUGGAAAUUAUUGUUCCUGGUUCGAUAAUAUUUAAAAAUGAGAACGCCCCAAGCCCCCAUGAGUUUGAUACAAUUACGUUCAUUGACGUUGUACCGUUAAAGAUCCUUUAUUAUAUGCAUUUUGAAAGAAAAGAUAAAAACUCUGAUUCGUUUGACAGUCGAAAGAGUUCAGAAUUAAAAACUCAACCACCACUUCCAACACCGAUAUCGUCACCACAACCCUUCGAUAAAUUCAUGGACUUAUUGGAUAUGGAAAAAAUGGAUGAUAUGAAAACGAUUAGAAACAAUCCAUUAAAUAAAGUCUUAUUAACGAAAUUGAAUAAUAUUCUCGAAACUGAACCACAAUCAUAUCAAUUAGGUAGAGAAAGAGCCAAAGAAUCUACUCCAAUAACUAAUUAUAUCCCGUCAUGUAUGAAUCACGAACAUUCCUCCAUAUUAUCAUCAACAGUGUAUAUAGUUAACAAUAAAAUCAUUUCCAUGCAAUGGUCCAAAUUAUCGAAAUAUGAAAUUGAAAAUCCCGAAUUCGUUGAAUGUUUGCAAAAUAAUAUUCAUUAUGUUCCAAAUUUAAAACCACAAACUGAUCUGUCAUUGGGUGAUUGUUCAUAUUUGGAUACUUGUCAUAAAUUGAAUUCUUGUAGAUAUCUGCAUUAUUUACAAUAUAUCCCAGAAUCAUUAUUGACCAAAAUAUCCAAUGAAACAAAGAAAAAAAAUGAUGAAAUUGAACAGAAUGGUUACAAAAUUCCAUUCUAUUCCCACGGGAAUUGUUCAUCAGUGGCUGUCAAGGAACAAUUACCACCGCAAUGGAUUAAAUGCGAUGUUAGGAAAUUUGAUUUUAACAUUAUUGGGAAAUUUUCAGUAGUAAUUGCCGAUCCUGCUUGGAAUAUUCAUAUGAACUUACCCUAUGGUACAUGCAAUGACAUUGAAUUGCUACAAUUGCCAUUAAAUCAUUUACAAAACGAUGGUGUCUUAUUCUUAUGGGUUACAGGUCGUGCCAUUGAAUUAGGGAAAGAAUCAUUAAUGAAUUGGGGGUACAAAGUUAUCAAUGAGAUUUCUUGGAUUAAAACAAAUCAAUUGGGGAGAACUAUCGUCACUGGAAGAACUGGUCACUGGUUAAAUCAUUCAAAGGAACAUUUACUGGUUGGAAUCAAAGGUGAUCCAAGAUGGGUCAAUAAACAUAUUGAUAUUGAUUUGGUAGUAUCUACAACCAGAGAAACCAGUAGAAAACCUGAUGAAUUAUAUGGAAUGAUAGAAAGAUUGGUAGGUCCACAUGCAAGAAAAUUGGAAAUAUUCGGUAGAGAUCAUAACAUCAGACCGGGUUGGUUAACUAUUGGGAACCAAUUGACAGGCACAUGUAUUCAUGAGAUGGAUGUGAAAACUAAAUAUGACAAAUUCAUUGCAAAUAACAAUAAAAACAAAGAAAACAGAUAUAGACUGCCAAACCAACAACAAAAGCAGAAUAAUAAUCAAAAUCAGAGUCUAAACAAGAUUCAGAGACAACCUGAUUUCAACAGAAAUAACCACAAAAGAUUCAAUAUGAGCUCCCAACCCCUACUCAGCCAGAACAAUAACGGUAUUAAUAUCAUGACCAACCGUAAUCAAAUAAAUAUAGCUGGGUCCAUUCCAUACUCUAUACAGGAAAGGACUGAAACAUCAACGCCUAUUCAGAACACAUAUUUUGCAUCAUCAACCGCAUCAUCAUCAUCAUAA
This is a messenger RNA of Naumovozyma dairenensis CBS 421, 1893 nucleotides long. It is a transcript of the gene IME4, whose product is annotated as mRNA (N6-adenosine)-methyltransferase. The coding region runs from base 1 to 1893 and encodes 630 amino acids. Gene Ontology annotation, molecular function: mRNA m(6)A methyltransferase activity. The transcript has a single exon. Lineage: Eukaryota; Fungi; Ascomycota; Saccharomycetes; Saccharomycetales; Saccharomycetaceae. The record is from RefSeq and is a predicted model, not a curated record. Gene Ontology annotation, cellular component: nucleus; RNA N6-methyladenosine methyltransferase complex.